AGAAUGGGGUUCGUGGAGGGAAGUUUGGUAAAGAAGUUCUGAGGGGUGAUGAGGAGGUCCUAGAGCAGAACCAAAAGUUCAGCCGAGCCCUUGAAUGCCACCUCUGGAUCGUAGGUCGUGGAACGGGGGCCACUGAGUGAGCUGUCUUCAUUCAUUGAGCAGAAAAGCAGCCCAGGGCAUUGGCUUUGGUGCUGAUGAUCUGUGAACCCGGGAGGUGGCUGCAUCUUCUAGGAUUUCUCCUCCUGACCGUAACACCGCGCCGCGAUGUUUGGUCUUGUUUUCCAGAAAUCGCGCAGGUUAUUGCCUAUUAUGCUGCCACAGGUCCCGAGCAGCUGACUCUGGCCCCUGGUCAGCUGAUUUUGAUCCGAAAAAAGAACCCAGGCGGUUGGUGGGAAGGAGAGCUGCAAGCACGUGGGAAGAAGCGCCAGAUAGGCUGGUUCCCCGCUAAUUACGUAAAACUUUUAAGCCCCGGGACAAGCAAAAUCACUCCAACAGAGCCCCCGAAGCCGACGGCGUUCCCAGCAGUGUGCCAGGUGAUCGGCGUGUACGACUACAGCGCCCAGAACGACGACGAACUGGCCUUCAGCAAGGGCCAGAUCAUCAACGUCCUCAACAAGGACGACCCCGACUGGUGGAGAGGAGAAGUCAACGGCCAGGUGGGGCUCUUCCCCUCCAACUACGUGAAGCUGACGGCGGACACGGACCCAAGCCAGCAAUGAAUCAUAUGUUGUCCAUCCCCCCCUCAGGCUUGAAAGUCCUCAAAGAGACCCACUAUCCCAUAUCACUGCCCAGAGGGAUGAUGGGAGAUGCAGCCUUGAUCAUGUGACUUCCAGCAUGAUCACCUACUGCCUUCUGAGUAGAAGAACUCACUGCAGAGCAGUUUACCUCAUUUUACUUUAGUUGCAUGUGAUGACAAUGUCAAGCUAUUACUUACAGAGAUAGAAGCGAACCUUACAAAAAAUACACAGGGUAGUGGGUCCUUUUGUGGCUUUCCUAGUGACUCAAAUUGAUGUCCCCCCACCUUUGCACACAGGUGCUUUCAAUAGUUUUAAAAGUGUUUUUUUUAAAAAAUAUAUUUUAGCCUUUUAAUAAAAAUCAAUAAAUUACUCCUUUGCUAUUUCCGUUUUGCAAAAAGACCCACUAUCAAGGAAUGCUGCAUGUGCUAUUAAAGAAAUGUUCCAAAUGUCCAUAAAUCUGAGACUUGAUGUAUUUUUUUUUUCAUUUUGUCCAGUGUUACCAACUAAAUUGUGUAGUUUGGGCUUCCCCCCUGCUGUAGACGUACAGAGGAAUUCAGUAUAUCUGUUUUUAAAGACGUGUAGAAUGACCCCAAUUAAACAGAAGGUGUUUUGUGCUUGUUUGUGUGUAUCAGAUGUAUCUUGCUGAGCAUGUAAUAAUACAUCCUGUACCUAAGAAAUUAGUUCUUCCCCAUGGCAAAAGCUACUACCUUGUACGAUGCGCUAAUCACAUUGCAUUAAUUGGAUUUUGCACAGUGACCCUGUAGCCCCGUGAGAAAGCACCUGUGUUUUUGUUCGGUCUCAGAUUUAUCUGGUGGAGUUGGUGUUUUCUGUUUUGGGUUUUUAAUUUGGCGUGUUUUCAUACCAUAAAAGCAGUAGAUGACACCGUUGCGGUGGUGACGAUCCACAAUACCCACAAUCUCUUCUCGGUCUCUGUUACGUGAAGUUUUUACCGCAGUUCCUUUUCAUGGAAUGACCUAUUUCGAACAAGUCAUUUUCUUGACAAGAAAGAAUGUAUAGAAGCCUCCCUGCGAUUAAUUUCCAAUGUUUACAUUUUUUAACUAGACUGUGGGAUGUCUGCAGCUUAAUAAUGAAACGGAGCUCCUGGUCUGUGUAUGUGUCCGACGCGUGCUAGCUGAAGCCGUGUGUGUCUUUUUUAAACACUAGUUGGAAGCUCUCAAUAAAAAUGCCCGUUGCUGACAGCACAGGAGACCGGGUAGGGGAAGCCUCGAGCCCAGUCUCCCAGUUUCCACUGAUGCCUUUGUAACCUGCAGUCACAUCUCCCUCGGGAGCAGCUACCUGUGCUGGGGGGUGCGUUGUGAGGCCCUCCUCCAGUCCCGGGCGCAGGGGCCGGCACUCCGCCUCCUCCCCUCGCCCUUCAGUGUUUUCAUGGAUUUGAAUGUAAGAUAUAUAAAUAUAUAAACCUGCGGCUUUAACAACUGUAAUACGCCCUUUUGAAUUAGUGACGUGUAUAGAUAAUUAAAUUCUUCAUAUAAAAGUUA
Molecule: messenger RNA, 2236 nt
Organism: Leptonychotes weddellii (Weddell seal)
Lineage: Eukaryota; Metazoa; Chordata; Mammalia; Carnivora; Phocidae
Product: intersectin-1-like
Molecular function (GO): protein binding
Source: RefSeq, a predicted model, not a curated record